AUGGCUGCCCAAAGCAGAAAGAAUAUCCGUCUAGGCCGCUGCAUUCAAGAAGCGCAUAAGGCAAUCGGCAUCAAAGACCCGGACAUCCUUUUGGCCGAUGUAAAUGGGAACAUUGCAAAAAUGUACAAGAUUGUAUGCAUUGACGACAUCCAUGCUUGCGGCGAAGUAACAUACCAGCUCAUCUUCAUCCCAGCAAAUGAAGGUGAAAUGUUAGAAUUUCUCAAUGAUGGUGGCAAGGCCCUGGCGGUUCUCUGGAAUUACGUUGAGAAGAAAGGCCGAAGUCUAAAACUAAGAUCCCAAUGUUUCAACCUCAAAAGAUUUCAAUCAUCAGUAAAUUCCGCAAUAGGACGUACAAUAGCUGAUUUGCCAUCGACACCAAGUGUACCAUCAACAUCAAGUGUGCCAUCAACAUCAAGUGUGCCAUCAACAUCAAGUGUGCCAUCGACAUCUAAUACAGACAAUCAUGGAAAGAGCCUUGGACAAAUGAAGAGACAUUUUGAGAACAAUGUUACAUCCUCACCAACGAAGAAACGGGUCAUCGAACACUUUGAUUUAGAUUGUCCUAAUGAUUUAUCAGAAUAA
This is a messenger RNA of Lobosporangium transversale, 582 nucleotides long. RefSeq lists its product as hypothetical. Lineage: Eukaryota; Fungi; Mortierellomycota; Mortierellomycetes; Mortierellales; Mortierellaceae. The coding region runs from base 1 to 582 and encodes 193 amino acids. The record is from RefSeq and is a predicted model, not a curated record. The transcript is spliced from 3 exons.